AUGGACAUUGGCGCGUCGUGCAUCUUCCUCUCGACCAAGCUCUCGGAGAAGCCGCGCAAACUCCGAGACAUCAUGAACGUAGCCUACAGCAUUGCCCAGAAGACCAACUCGCCUGUUCCGACUGGCUCGGAGUACACCGCGAUGAAGGAACGGCUCCUCGAUGGCGAGCAAAAUGUCCUACGCGUGCUGCGUUUCGACUUGGACAUGGACCUGCCGUACAAGUACUUGCUCAAUUACGCGCGCUUCCUGCGUGUGUCCAAAGCCACGGUCCAAGUGGCGCUCACGCUCGCGAGCGACUUUUUCUACGCGCCAACGUCGCUGCAGUACGACGCCCACAUCGUCGCGGUGGCCUGCAUCUACAUUGCCCACACGCUGCUCGAGGAGCCCAACCCGUUGCCACCAAACUGGUGGUACGACUUCGAUGCAAGCGAUGACGACCUCGCCGCGAUCGAAGCCGAGUUUGCCACGAUUUACACAGUGCUGCCACCCCUCCAGCCAUAG
Molecule: messenger RNA, 501 nt
Organism: Saprolegnia parasitica CBS 223.65
Lineage: Eukaryota; Oomycota; Saprolegniomycetes; Saprolegniales; Saprolegniaceae
Exons: 8
Coding region: 1-501 (166 amino acids)
Biological process (GO): regulation of transcription by RNA polymerase II
Cellular component (GO): nucleus
Molecular function (GO): cyclin-dependent protein serine/threonine kinase regulator activity
Source: RefSeq, a predicted model, not a curated record